AUGUUCUUGAAAAUGAAAUUAGGAGAGUCUGAGGAGCGAGCCAUUAACAACAAUAACACUACUGAGGCACCUUCAUCAUCAUCAGGCGGAAGCAACAUGAACCCAACAGAUAAAAACCCGACCUUGGCUCAAUAUGGUACUGAUGCGAGGUUAUUGUCAGGAUUUGAGCAUUCUGUCGGAGCUGGUAAGUCUGUUAACUGUUCGAAUUUGCUUACAAAUGCACCAAAAGCUGUGGACGGACAACAAAUGACAGCUUAUUUUGAUACAAUUCAAAGGGGUGGCUUUGUUCAACCUUUUGGUUGUAUGAUCGCAAUUGAAGAACCCACUUUUAGAAUUAUAAGUUUUAGUGAAAACUGUUUUAGUAUGUUGAGUUUGAAUAUGAACAAGAACAGUCUCCUUGGAAUCGAUGCAAGAACCCUUUUCACCUCAAAUUCCCGGGAAUCAUUAGAAAGAGCCGUAGCUUCUAGAGAAAUCACUUUGUUAAACCCGAUUUGGGUUCACUCUAAAAGUACCCAUAAACCAUUUUACGCGAUUCUCCAUAGGAUCGAUGUGGGUGUCAUAAUUGAUUUAGAGCCUGCUAAUUCCGGCGACCCCACACUACUUCUUGCUGGUGCGGUUCAGUCACAAAAACUUGUCGUUAGAGCAACUUCUAGGCUGCAAUCUCUCCCUGGAGGAGACAUCGGGGCUUUAUGUGACACUGUUGUUGAAGAAGUUCAAAAGCUUACAGGUUACGACAGGGUUAUGGUUUACAAGUUUCACGAUGACGAACAUGGUGAAGUUGUUUCAGAAAUCCGAAGACCCGAUUUAGAACCGUAUUUGGGACUUCACUAUCCUGCAACAGACAUCCCACAAGCAGCUCGAUUCUUGUUCAAACAGAAUCGUGUAAGGAUAAUAGUUGAUUGUGAUGCGGAAUCUGUUCGAGUGAUUCAAAGUGAUGAGUUAAAGCAACCUUUAUGUUUAGUUAAUUCCACCCUUCGAGCUCCGCAUGGGUGCCAUGUGGUUUACAUGGCUAACAUGGGUUCCAUCGGGUCUUUAGUGAUGGCAAUUAUUGUAAAUAACAAUGAAUCCAUGAAGCUAUGGGGGUUGGUGGCAUGCCACCACACUUCUCCCCGUUAUAUCCCGUUCCCACUUCGAUAUGCAUGUGAGUUUCUAAUGCAUUCAGUUGGUUUACAACUUUACAUGGAGCUUCAAUUAGCCGAACAAAAAGCCGAAAAAAGGGUACUCGGUAGGCAAACAACCUUAUGUGACAUGGUACUUAGAGAUUCCCCUUUUUCAAUUAUAACUCAGUCUCCUAGCAUAAUGGAUUUAGUGAAAUGUGAUGGGGCGAGUUUAUAUUACAAUGGGAAAGUUUGGUUACUUGGUGUAACUCCAAAUGAAUCACAAGUUAUGGAUAUAGCUGAAUGGUUGUGUAGUGAGCAUAAGGACUCAACGGGGUUUAGUACUGAGAGUUUGUUGAAUGCGGGUUACCCUGGUGCGGUUUUGCUUGGUGAUGCGGUUUGUGGUAUGGUUGCUGCACGAAUCACUUGUAAAGAUUUCUUGUUUUGGUUUAGAUCACAUAAAGAAAAAGAAACGAAAUGGGCAGGGGCUAAGCAUCACCCUGAGGAUGAAGAUGAUGCUAAUAGAAUGCAUCCAAGAUCUUCUUUUAAGGCGUUUCUUGAAGUGGAAAAAAGUCGAAGUUUACCAUGGGAAGUUUCUGAGAUUAAUGUGAUUCAUUCUUUGCAGCUGAUAAUGAGAUCAUCGGUUCAUGAUGCUGUUGGUGAUGGUGGUGGGGGUAAGGUGGUGAAAUAUGGUCAAGAAAGUGAGAAUAUAAGUCAAGGGAUCAGUUUGGUUGCAUGUGAAAUGGUGAGAUUGAUUGAAACGGCGUCUGUCCCGAUCUUUGGGGUUGAUGGGUGUGGUUUGAUCAACGGGUGGAAUGCAAAAAUUGCAGAGUUGACCGGUGUGAUGGCUAGUGAGGCUAUGGGGAAGUCUUUGGUUGAUGAAUUUAUACAUGAAACUUCGUGUGAAGUUGUUAAAGAUCUUCUACUUAGAGCUUUGCAAGGUGAAGAAGCAAAAAAUGUGGAGUUGAAACUACGUAAGGCUGAUAUGGACCCGAAAAACAACUCCAUUAUAUACAUCAUGGCUAAUACAUGCACAAGCCGGGACUACAUGAACAAUGUGAUAGGAGUAUGCUUCGUGGGUCAAGAUGCAACAACCGAGAAAAUUGUCAUGGAUAAAUUUGUACGUAUGGAAGGAGAUUAUAAAGCGAUUAUCCAAACUUUAAAUCCUUUAAUUCCUCCUUUAUUUGCUUCCAAUGAGGAUGCUUGUUGUUCUGAAUGGAAUGCAGCCAUGGAAGAACUUACUGGUCACCGGAGACAUGAAGUUCUUGGAAAAGUGCUUCCUGGAGAGGUUUUUGGGGGUUUAUGUCGACUCAAAGAUGAAGAUACACUUGUGAAGUUUAUGAUAUUGUUGCAUAGAACAAUCAAUGGUCAUGAUACUUCGGAUAUGCCAUUUGGGUUUUUUGGGAAAGAUGGGAAUCUUGUGGAAGUUUACUUGACAGCAAAUAAAAGAGUUGGAGAAGGUGGAAAAGUUUUUGGGUGUUUUUUCUUUUUGCAGACUAGUGCAGGACUUAAAGGAGGUGGUGAAGAUGAUGGAGAAUUUGUGUUGAAACGUGAUAAUUUGGCGUAUAUUAAGCAAGAAAUAAAGAACCCAUUAAAUGGGCUGUGUUUCACUCAUAAACUUCUUGAAAACUCGGGUCUUUCGGAUGAUCAGAGGCAGUAUCUAGAGACGAGUGUUGCUUGUGAGAGACAAAUUGCAUCAAUCAUUGAGGACUUGGAUAUAAAAAGUAUUGAAGAGGGGAGCAUGGAGCUGAACAUGGACCAAUUUGUGAUGGAGAAUCUUUUAGAUGCCAUUGUGAGCCAAGUCAUGAUGGUGUUGAAGGAAAAGAAUAUACCACUAGUUCAUGAAAUACCUGAUCAAGUCAAAACGCUUGCUCUUAUUGGUGAUCAAAUUAGGUUGCAGAUGGUGUUAUCAGAUUUCUUGCUCAGCAUUGUGCAUCAUGCACCUUCACAGAACGGGUGGGUGGAGAUCAAAGUGUCACCUGGACUACGGAUGAUACAGGAUGGACAUGAGUUCAUUCAUCUUCAGUUCAGAAUGGCUCAUCCGGGCCCGGGGUUACCUGCAAAUAUCAUCGGAGACAUGUAUGAAGACCGAAAAGAAUGGGGUACACAAGAAGGACUUGCUUUGAAUAUUUCUAGGAAACUUCUUGGCAUCAUGAAAGGCCAUGUUCAUUAUGUUAGAGAUGAAAAUAAAUGUUGCUUCCUUAUUGAGAUCCAACUUAAAACUAGAAAAUAAAGAUGCGAAAUCAAGAAUCUUGUUGACAUCAACUGCAUUAUGUCCAAAUGUAAAUAAUCAUCAUGUUCAAAUGUGGAGGUUGUUGAUUUUUAUUCCA
This is a messenger RNA of Lactuca virosa, 3427 nucleotides long. NCBI's taxonomy places the organism in Eukaryota, Viridiplantae, Streptophyta, Magnoliopsida, Asterales, Asteraceae. The record is from the annotation of a GenBank genome assembly.